AUGAUGAUACCGCCACUACCUCACAAGUUACUUACACUGGCGUUUAUUGUACGCAAUGGCUGUGCAACCCAUGGAGGAAAGAAAGUGCUAUUGGGUUUAAAGAAAAGAGGCUUUGGUAUAGGCAAAUGGAACGGCUUUGGGGGCAAAGUGGAAUCUACGGACGCGAGUAUUGCGGCUGCGGCAGUGAGGGAAGUAGAAGAGGAAGCUUAUGUACACGUGAAUGUUGAAGAUUUAGAGUCACGUGGUGUGCUAUUGUUCUCGUUUGAAGAAGGAAAAGAAAUCAUGGAGGUGCAUGUGUUCUUAACUCAAAAAUUCUCGGGCGAGCCAUUGGAGAGCGACGAGAUGAUGCCGCAAUGGUACGAUGUCCAACAGUUACCGUUUAAAAGUAUGUGGGCAGACGACCGCAUCUGGCUGCCACAUGUGCUGAGUGGUAAGAGCGUGCAAGGACAUUUCCACUUUGCAGCAGACGAAGAUACUCUUCUAGAUUACGAACUCAAGAUUUCGCCUUCGACGGAGAAGCACAAGUAA
Messenger RNA from Peronospora farinosa, 528 nucleotides. NCBI's taxonomy places the organism in Eukaryota, Oomycota, Peronosporomycetes, Peronosporales, Peronosporaceae. The record is from the annotation of a GenBank genome assembly.